AUGGCUUCCAGGUCUCCUAGACGCCCUCUGACCAGAUAUGCUGUUGAAGAUGCAGCUAAGGAUCCCUUCCCUUCUCAGAUGAGCUCUCCUACCAAAACUUCUACUGGUUCACCCACAAAAAGAAGUUAUGAUGGUUCUCCUAAGAAGGAAGCUAAAUCUCAAGAAGAGUUAGAACAAAAACUGAUCAUCUGCUGCAGGAAAGGUGAAUGGCCAGCUGUUGAUUCUAUCCUAAAACAUAUGAACGGCAUCAAUCCGGAAUUGGUUGAUGAGACGAACGGCUACACUCCUCUUAUGUACGCAUUAAAAGACGGAAAGGUAGCCAAAGCGGAUAAAUUUAUCAAAUUAGGAAUCAAAGUCAACAUUAAAGCGAAAGACGGCAUCACAGCAUUACAUCUCGCAGCGGCUCACGCUAGAGAGGACAUGAUAAAGAUGCUGAUGAGUCAGAAGGCAGACCCCACUGUGGCAGGAGGGCCCAAAGGUCAGUUGCCAAUUCACAUCUUAUGUAGUCGAGCGACGGCAUCCGCCCCACAAGCGCUUCAUCACCUUUUGAGGGCUACUAAUAAAGAUAUACGAUUAGCAACCGACAGGGAUGGAAAUAUCCCACUUUUUAUGGCGGUGGAGUCAGGAAGCCACGGAGUUUGUAGAGAAUUAUUAGUCUCUCACGGAAAGGAACAAGUAACUGCCAAAAGACCCGGAACGGGUGAUACCGUGAUACACAUGGCCACAAGGAGGAAGGAUUUGGAAAUUUUGAAAUGGGCCGUGCAGCACGGUGGUAAUGUUAAUACACAAAAUAAUGAAGGUCUCACUCCUCUUCACUUGGCAGUGAUCGAAGGAGAUGAACUUUUAUUAAGAUUUUUUCAUAGCAACAACGCUAAACCAGAUAUAAUAGACAACCACGAAAGAACCCCUCUACAUAUCGCAGCCGAAAAAGGACAUAGCCAUCUUGUGGAAAUUUUAACUGAUAAAUUCAAAGCUUCCAUUUUUCAAAGAACGAAGGAUGGCAGUACUUUAAUGCAUCUGGCUUCAGAAUCAGGGCAUCCUGAUACAGCUAUGGUCUUCCUGAAGAAAGGAGUACCUUUACAGAUGCCAAACAAAACUGGAGCCAAAGGCAUUCAUAUGGCCGCAGCACACGGGUAUGUAGAAGUAAUUAAGAAUUUAAUACACAGAGGAGAGCAAGUCGAUUCAAAAACAAAUGAUAAUUUGACAGCUCUACAUGCAGCUGCUAUGAAUAACCAGGCAGAGGUGUUAGAAAUUCUGCUAGGUUUUGGUGCUCAAGUGCAUCUUAAAGGCGGAAAAGAUGGAGAAACACCAUUGCACAUCUCUUGCAGAACAGAAAACGGUCAGAAAUGUGCAGAAUUACUAAUAAAAUGUGGAUCUGACGUGAAUGCUCUCACAGAAGUAGGGUUGAAGACACCUCUGCACAUAGUUGCCCAUUACGGUUUCAUUCCAACUGCAAAAUUGUUACUCGAAGAAGAAGAAAUCGAACUCGGAAUCACAUCUGAGGAUGGUGAAAGUGCCUUACACAUUGCUGUCAGUCGAUGCCAUUACGGCAUCGUAAAAUUAAUUUUAGAAUAUUGGAAAAAGAAAAAUCCCGAAGAUACAGUAUGUCUCUUAGUAAAUCAACAAAAUGAGGCAGGAGAAACACCUCUUCAUUAUGCAGCUUCGUUGACUAAAGAAAUGAAUCAUACACCAUCAGAAGAUCGCGAUAUUGCUAGAGUUUUAUUGGAAUAUGGCGCUAAUGUAACACUUGUCACUAAUAAUACUAGCGAAACGCCUCUUCAUUAUUGCAGUCGAUCAGGGAAUGUAAGUAUAAUGGAAGAAUUGGUAUCAGGAAUGAGUCCAAACGAAAUGCAAACGCUUUGCAACAAACAAGCAAAAGAUGGUUGGUCCCCAUUAUUAUUUGCUUGCCAAGCUGGUACCUUAGCAAUUGUGGACUUUCUUUUGAAGCAUGGAGCAAGAGUGGAUGUUUUUGACGAGAAUGGUAAAGCUGCAUUACAUUUAGCUGCCGAAAAGGGACAUAACGACGUUAUCGAAUUAUUACUAAAGUAUAAAGCUUUUAUAAAUGUCAGAUCCAAAAAAGGAAUGACACCUCUUCAUAUGGCUGCGAAGAAUGGGUAUGGAAAUAUUGUUCGUCAGAUGGUAACUCAGCAUGGAGCAAUGUUAGACGCCUUGACUUUAAAUAAAGAAACGCCUCUACACCUGGCUGCCGAACAAGGACAGAUACAAGUGUGCAAUAUUUUAUUAGAAUUAAAAUCAGAUGCUAAUGCUCUUGAUAAUCAUGGACAAACUCCAUUACUGCUAGCAGCACAAAACGACCAUUCUGAAAUUGUAAAACUUUUUCUACGGCACAAACCAGAACUUGUUUCACUCGCUAACAAGGAGGGUUACAAUUGUGCCCAUAUUGCUGCAAUGAAAGGAAGUGUUGGUGUAAUAAAGGAAUUGAUGAAGUUUAAUAAAACUCUGAUUACUUCAGCGAAAACCAAGAGUGGAUGCACUCCUUUACAUCUUGCUGCAGAAGGUGGUCAUGGUGAUGUUGUCCUAGUAUUGCUACAAGCAGGAGCUUCAGCAUCGGAGGAAAAUGCUGAUGGCUACACUCCAAUUCAUCUUGCGGCUAUUCAUGGUCAUGUUAGUGUCUUACAAGCUCUGAAUAAUGCUGUUUCGUGGAGAAUAGUAAGCAAAAAGUUAGGUAUUACGGCAUUACAUAUAGCCGCUGGUAAAGGGAAGUCUGAUUUUGUUCGUGAGAUGUUAACCCAAGUUCCAGCCACACUUCUUACAGAACAAAGAUCAGAAACUAAAACAGAAGAUUACGGAUUUACUCCUCUUCAUAUCGCAGCUGAACAUGGACAUGAAGAUGUAGUUAGAUUACUCCUCAAUAGUGCUGGAGUACAAAUUGACGCUAAAACACAAAUAGAGGGUUUGUACCCUAUUCAUCUAGCAGCACGUGGAGGGCACAUGGCUGUUGUAGGAAUAAUUAUUAGCCGUGCCACGGAACAAAUUCAAGCAAAAGAUAAAGAAGGUAGAACUGCUCUCCAUCUGGCAGCAGCACAUGGGCAUAAAAAUUUAGUAGGGCUCCUUUUAGGUCAAGGAGCAGAUAUCAAUGCUAGUGAUAAUAACGGAAACUGUCCCGUCCAUUUCGCAUCUCGCGAAGGAUUUAUGGAUGUAGUUUAUCUUUUAAUAGAAAGCGGAGCACAACCAACAUGUCAAACAAAAGAUGGAGCAAUACCAUUAGCAUGUGCUGCAAGUACAGGUCAUUAUAAUAUUUUAAAAUAUUUAUUAACUAAAGAACAUGACUCAAUGGCUUUAAUAGAAACUAGAAAGUUUCUAGUAGAUAUAAUGGCUUGUGGAAAACAGUAUGAAAAUAUGCCAAUUUUGGAAUUUAUAAUAGCAUCACCUGCACCAGUAGAUACAGCUGUAAAAAUGGCUCGAAGCUACCAAUUGCUUGCUUUUAGAGAGAAAGAACGAUCACGUGAUUUAGAAAGGGCAGCAUUGUUUUGUCAAAAUAUGGCUUUUGAUUUGCUUUCCGUUAUUUCAAGUAGUGAAAAUGUUGGAACUGUUUUGCGUGCAUUGGAUUCUCGAAGUAUGCCAUUUUUGGAUGUUCUGAUCGAACUUCAAUUAAAAGAAGUAGUAGCACACCCUGCCGUACAAAGCUACCUGUCCGAACAGUGGAUGGGUAAUUUAACUUGGGCCACAUGGAAGAUUUUAUUAUUGUUUUUACUUUUUCUUGUGUGCCCACUCACAUGGCUUGCAUUUACCUUUCCACUUAAUCAUAAAUACGCUGAUACUCCAAUCAUGAAAUUUAUGUCAUAUCUAGUAUCUCAUAUAUUUUUCAUACUUAUUGUUUGCUUUACAGUAAUUAAUCCUUGGUUUCCCAUAUGGACAUCCACCACUCUUUAUCCCCAUCCACAUGAAUGUGCAUUAGUAAUAUGGCUUGCUGGACUCCUGGUAGCAAAUUUUACAAAUCCAAGAGAUCGUGAAGGUCUUGGUUGGAUCAAAGCAGCCAUGUUAAUAUUAGGAAUAUGUGCUAUUGCUGUACACUUAUUUGGAUUUUUAUUUUCUGAUGAGAAAACUAGACAAAUUAUUAUAUACAUUAGAAAUCAAUUCUUGGCAUUUUUGCUGUUACUUGGAUUCUUAGAAUUUCUAAAUUUCCUCACAUUUCAUCAUUUGUUUGGACCAUGGGCAGUCAUCAUUCAAGAUUUAAUGAAAGAUUUACUUCGGUUUUUGGCCAUUUUGACAAUAUUUUUAACAGGUUUCUCACUUCAUUUAUGUGCUGUCUAUCAACCAGUUUUUCCACCCGAAGAAGGAAUAACAUUGCCCACAUAUGGUCAAGAAUUUCAAUCACCCAUUAACACAUUUGAAAUGUUGUUUUUUGCAUUAUUUGGUUUAGUAGAACCUGACUACAUGCCACCUCAGCAUUUAAGUCCAGGAUUUGCUAAAGUUAUUUUAAAAAUAGUAUUUGGAGUAUACAUGAUGGUUACUGUAGUCGUAUUAAUCAACUUACUUAUAGCUAUGAUGUCUAACACAUAUCAAAGAAUUGAAGCUCAGUCAGAUACGGAGUGGAAGUUUGGAAGAGCAAAACUAAUAAGAGAUAUGAAUAAAAUGCUUCCAUCACCAUCACCAAUGAACAUUAUUGCAGUGUUCCCUUAUAUGUUUAAAAAAUUAGUUGAAAAAUGCAAAGGGAAAAAACAAUCAUUGUAUAGUAAAGGUAUAGAUUUACCUGGAGGAAAGGGACCACGACUCUGGUUUCGGAAAAAGGCAUCAAGACAGCAAGUAGUACCUGUGGAAGUUCCUGUAAACAUACCUGAAAUGAUCAAUUCAGCUAAGCAUAUUUCCAGAGUAGUGGAUUGGAAGGCUAUAGUAAAUAAAUAUUUAGAAGUGCAAGGAAUAACUGUAGCAGCUUGCGAUAUUCCAGAAGAAAAGGGUAAUGAAUAAGACUUUCAACUGAACUUCCACCAUAGAACAAAACAAAAAUUACUUUUAGCUAAAGAAAUUCUGAAAUGAAAAGUUUCCGAAAGUAGAGGGACUAUGAAGAUUGAAAUGAAAAAAUAAUUACAUUUAGAAAUACAAUAAAUAUAAUUCAGCAUUAUAUAAUAUUCAGAAUAAUAGUUUAUUCUUGGAUAGUAAAAUGCUAAAAGAGAAUAUAAAAUAUCUUACCAAGUAGCUGCAUAGCCAUGAUAAAUCUCAAUAUAGCAUCAUGUGAUAUUCUUGAAGAUAAUAGAAAUGAAUACUAUUUUAAAGAAGAGAUCCUUCCGUAGAGCCAAAGUAAUUUUGAUGGCAGAUAAAAUGUGAAAGGAAAUAUUUUGUGCCAUUAUCUGAGGCUUCCUUAGAACAUCAUUUAGGAUUCGACAUAUUAGAAUUUGUGUAAAUGUAGUCUACUUUCUACAGACUUAGCUUGUGAAACAAGAUACAAUAUAUAGACUAGCAGAAAGUUAUGAAAUCUUUCCUAUCUUUUGUGACUUCAACCAUGGACUGAUUUCAUAUAUAUCAUCAUCAAUAUUUCAUGUGACGAAAUUCUGUAAUAAUAUAAUAAUGUGGGUGUUUAAAAAGCAAUAAAUGUACAUAAUUGAAUUAUCUAA
Centruroides sculpturatus (bark scorpion) is the source of this 5573-nucleotide messenger RNA. RefSeq names its product serine/threonine-protein phosphatase 6 regulatory ankyrin repeat subunit B-like. The transcript is spliced from 29 exons. NCBI's taxonomy places the organism in Eukaryota, Metazoa, Arthropoda, Arachnida, Scorpiones, Buthidae. Gene Ontology annotation, molecular function: calcium channel activity; protein binding. The record is from RefSeq and is a predicted model, not a curated record. The coding region runs from base 1 to 4929 and encodes 1642 amino acids. Gene Ontology annotation, cellular component: membrane; glycosylphosphatidylinositol-N-acetylglucosaminyltransferase (GPI-GnT) complex. Gene Ontology annotation, biological process: GPI anchor biosynthetic process; calcium ion transmembrane transport.